Halichondria panicea is the source of this 3309-nucleotide messenger RNA. RefSeq lists its product as uncharacterized. The record is from RefSeq and is a predicted model, not a curated record. Lineage: Eukaryota; Metazoa; Porifera; Demospongiae; Suberitida; Halichondriidae. Bases 2371 to 3243 code for a protein of 290 amino acids. The transcript is spliced from 17 exons.
CAAUAUGCGAAGCACACAGUACAGCAAAGCGCAUGGUCCGAUUAUUACAGCAAGAGACUCGAUCCAACCUCCUCCAACAACUCUCUCACCAACUGCAACAACUAAGCUGAAAUGGAUCCUCUAGAAGCUGAAGUGUCCAAGUUGAGGCAGCAAAGAAAAAAGCACAGGCAAAAGCAGGACAGUGUAGCCCUUGAAAAUGACCUAGAUUCUGAACUGCUACUACUGAGACCCAACAAGAGAGGAAAUCAAGCUCAAAGAGUAUAUACCCACGACACAAGUGUGAGAACAACAAGCAAAACGGCUAAGUUUAACACAACUGUGUCUAAAACUAAAAGAAAGCGGGGUAGAGUACCACCGCCUCGUGACACAGUACCUCUUCACACGUCGGCCACUGAAGACCAAUGUGUUGACCCUGGCUUUGAGUUUGGUGAUGUUCAGCUGUCAGAGACAGAGGAUUCAGUAUCAGAUAAUCAGAUGAGGCUAGAUGACCUGCUCCAGAGCAUUGAUGUGUCCAUAGCAGAUAACCACCCAAAAUCAGAUUGGCGAAAACGUAUGGAUACCCGCGAGGAGAACUGGGAAGCAUUCCGCAGCAAAUUGUUUGAAGAAGUAGUCAUGUACUCUUCAAUGCCUGCUGAUUCUGCUUGUUUUAUGUGUGGUGACGAAAGUCCUCAAAUUCGAUGUCAUCAGUGCGGCGCUUCACAGUACAUGUGCAAUAUCUGUGAUGUCGUAGCUCAUAAGCACCAGCCUUUGCAUGAUCGUGAAGUGUGGUAUGAUGGUAUAUUUAGGGCAAUACCACCAACAACUAUUGGCUGUGAAGCUGACUCAACUCUACUUUCUACUCAAAGGGUAUGCAUUCCGUUCAGCAUUCCAUGGAGAUAUCCUCUUUGUAGUAUCGGAACAGUGACGGUUUGUCCCAGAGAGUCAAAAAGGAUUGUAGUGAAUUUAAGAGGACGCUAUGACUUGAAUGAUGUUCUUCCGAUUUGUGACAACUGUGGACAAGAAAUCCACUUAGAAACGCCCCAUGAUGUAAUAAGAGAGCAAUAUUGGCCUGGUAAUCCUGCACGAAAAUCCGCACACAUCUUUGAUACUGAUUUGUUCCUCUUUUACAAUCUGUUGAAGAAACAUAAUCCUGGUUUGUCUGAAGUGGGUUUUCUGAGAACACUAGAGCAAUUUUCUUUGUCGAAAGGACGAGUCGGAUCACUAAAUCCUGCAACAUUUGGAAAGGCUUUCCGGGAGUGGCGCUACAGCAAGUUCUCUAUUGGUGAACUAAAGCAUUCUCCACUAUUUGAAUGUCCGUGCUGCACACCAGAACAGCAUUCUGUUCAUUUUGAUGGUAACAAAAAACUACAGAUAUAGCAAAGUCCCCAGAGGCUCGAACACUCAGUAUUACGAUGGAGGAUUCAUUGUGCAAAACGAAGAGGUAGAUACGCAUAUAGAUGUGCUGGGAUACUUUGAUGAGACAAUAGAAAGUUCUGGAUUGUGUGGAACUACUCGCUGGAGCUGCCAAAGCUGUCUCGAAGACAAUGGCCAAUCUUGAUGAGACUGGCUUGGAGGUGGCAGGAUGCAGGCAUGCCUUAGCUUUGAAAGCUUUCGAGGAGAGAUAUUUGGAUAUCCUCAUUACCUCCACACAAAGUACUUUUCUAAAGCGAAGUGUGUUUGGGCCGACGUUAUGUGUCAGUAUUGGCCCUGGGCCAAAUCAAAGGUGAACUCCUGUCCCGAGACUAAAGACGCAAUGUCUUCCCAACCAUGUUUGUCUGUGAUGCACGCUAAAGCUCACUCAUGGCAUUGUCAGGUAUUAUGGGGUGGAAGGUGGCAGCCAAAUUCAGCAGCUGGAGCUGGGGAAGAAAUGGAGCAGCUCUUUAGCUAUCUCAGUCGUUUCAACUUAACAACAAAGUACAUGAAUGCAGCUGGUGUGUGAUUAUAUUUUUGCUAAAUAAUUAGUGGUUAUCUAUUAGGCCGAGAAGAACAGCUAACAGAAGCAGCAAUGUUUUGGAAUGAUAGAAAGAUCAGUAGUCUUCCAAGCUACUUGAAGUGUCGCUUAAACAAGACUCGACGUGAUCUGGGUGAACUCAAAAAAGAAUUGCUUCUCCUUCAAGAUAAAGUUAGUAAGGAUCUGACCCCUGAAUAUUGCGAACAAUGCCGUCAAGAGGUGCAAGAAAUCGCAAGGAAUAUGUAAUUAUAAUUUCUGUCUGGUAAAUAGCUUCAUUUGUGGUUAACAUUAAUUUUUAGGAGAAUGUUCAGGUGGUGAUAUAAUUGAUUGCGAACAGCAAAGAGUUGACUACUUCCAACUGAAGAUGUCGAACGACACUGCAAUACAGUUGCAGCCACUGGUUAGAGGAUCUAAUUCAGCAAUGAGUAUUUUAACAGGCAAUGAACAGCUGUAUGCUGAGGCUGAAAAACUUUUCUCUUUCAUGUGACUCUCACCACCAGCGACGGAUGUCUGAAUUAAAGAGUACGAUAGUGCAAUCAAAUGCCAUUUCUCCGGAUCAAGUUGAUACCGAGUGUGAACUAGCUGCAGCAAGAGCAGCCACAUGCAAGUUUAAGGAACGUAUAGAAUUAGGGUACUUAACAGCUCAAAGGAGGCAUGCCAACAUUCAAAAGCUGUCCACUACUAGCAAACAACGGGCAAAACUCAGGAAAGCAAUAUCAAAUGACCACAAAAAACUCAAGAAAUUGGCAAAGCAGUACAAUGAUCUCAUACAGCAAUACAACAUGGAACUGCCUCAAGCCAUAGACGAAGACAUUUUAUCAGGGAACUUUCCUUGGUCAUCCCUUUCAAGUCGCUAUUGUGUGUCAGUACAAGAAAAGCACAAAAUUUCUACUGUGUACAACCAAAUUCAGCGACUGAAAGAAGAAGAAUCACUGCUACUGUUGGAGAUGACCCAGUACUUGAUGUACUUUAAAAGUUCUGUACCAAAUAAGCUUGAAUGUGAUAUUCAAGGUAUUACAGCUGAUAUUCAGUCUUUAGAUAUAUCCAGCGAUGAUGGCCUGUCUUCUAGUGUCACUAGUACAACACCUUCAGCUUGUUCAAACAAAUAUGCAGUCCUAACCAAGAACAAACGAACUUUGGAUGGACUUUUGGCUAUUAAGAGGAGUGGCCUCAGUGAUGCUGCUAAGCACCUCAAUUGUGCUGUUCAAGAGUUUAAGAAUGAACCUACGUUCAGCGAAAAUGACCAGCUUGCAUAUCUCAUGAUAGUGGAAGAUAAUGACUCAGAGAACGAUAGUGAUGAUUAUGAAUAUUGAUAGUUUGAGUAACCAACUGACUGCAUGAAAUUAUGAUACUAAAUUAAUGAAUAAUAAUUACUAUGA